Messenger RNA from Ictalurus punctatus (channel catfish), 960 nucleotides. RefSeq names its product polysaccharide biosynthesis domain containing 1 (gene pbdc1). NCBI's taxonomy places the organism in Eukaryota, Metazoa, Chordata, Actinopteri, Siluriformes, Ictaluridae. The record is from RefSeq and is a predicted model, not a curated record. Gene Ontology annotation, cellular component: cytoplasm. Bases 66 to 587 code for a protein of 173 amino acids. The transcript is spliced from 6 exons.
UUCCAGGCACCUGGCCCUUUAAGAGCCACGCGUUUUUAUACAUUUCCGGGUCAAAGGACAUCAACAUGGACACGGGAGAAGUCCUCGCGUCUCUGGGUGUGGAAGGAGCUGCAGCAGCGGCACAUGCGCUCUCUCUCCCCGCCGAGGCCUACGGGAAUGAUGCUCAGUUGGAGGUGAUGUGGGCGAUGAAGGCCUACAAUCAUGCAGAAGUUUACUUCAAUCUCAUUUCUUCUGUGGACCCGAAAUUUCUGAAACUCACAAAAACAGACGACUUGAUCUAUUCCAAGUUUAGGGAAGACUUUCCAGACUUUGAUCUCAAGAUUCUGGAUCCAGAACUGCUCAAGUCAGCAGAAGCGAAAGAGAAAUGGAGGCCUUUUUGUAACCACUUUGAAGGCCUGGUUGAAGACUUUAACUACGGUACGUUACUGCGUCUGGACUGCGAGAAGGACUACACAGAGGAGAACACGAUAUUCGCCACCAGAAUCCAGUUCUUUGCCAUUGAGAUUGCGAGAAACCGAGAAGGUUACAACAAUGUGGUGCACAACGCUAGUGUGAAGGCGAAACAGCAGACGAAAGAGCAGAGUUAACGCCUACAGCAUCACACUUCAGUGGCCUUGUUUUAAUAUUUUAGGCCUUGUUUAUGUUGCUAGCCUAACAUUCUUACUAUCCACAUGAUUCCCUUCACAUAAUGGAAAAAGUACUAUUUUGAGGCACAUGUGGAGAGAAACUGAAACUAAACCCCUCAGUACAAGUAUUUAAAACACAUUAGAUGUCUGUAAUUAAAACGUUUUCAGUGUGUUAAUGUAUUUUGUUUCUAUUUUGCUUCUGUCUUUUCUUUAUAAUGAUUAAACCCCCAAACAGGGUCUCAGUAUUUCAUAUUUUUUGCUAGACUUUUGUUUUUUUUCCCAUGAGAUGCAUUUACAUGGUAAAUGUAUAUUAAAGUGAGAAAUGUGUCCAGUU